GAAGAGAGUGUGGAAAUUACAGACAUAGCUUCUAUCUGUUCCUUACUGUAGCAGGAUUCUCGUUAUAUUAUAUAUCCAUAUUCUGCCGCACCUUGCAUGCAAUCGGGCAUCAUUUCGACGCGAUGCGUAAUGUCAAUGCGAAGAAGGACGAUAUUAUUACGAUGAAAUAACGAAGAAAAGGCUACGAAUGGAAUAUCAACACUGCGAGUCAGUGCACCAGUGUUAGCAAAAUUGUAGCGUAUCUCUCCGGAAUGUUUAUGUUAUUGUGUUGUGCGAGCUAGUUUUAAGAUUUGCCUAAACGAGGGUCGCAGACAAGGGUCGGGACUUGGAGUAUUAUGGUAAAAUGAAGCGACCAAGAGAGCAGCGACACGGACAACCCGGGCGCGAUGUGCACAUGGACCUCUAAGAGGAAUCCCCCGGAUCACUAAACGUUCAGGCACGUUUAACCUGUCACGUUUAAGCUACAGCAUUCUCUUCCCAUCUGGCACCCGGGGCGCUGGUCCAUACUCUACCCAGGUCUUUUGUUGAUAAUGGUUAUAUCUUUGGUCAUCUCUGGAUUUGAAUAAACCCGUCUAUGAUGACAGUUGAUAUCGCGUCUCCUGGGAAUAGGAACGGAGUCUGAUUGUCAGUAGGCUAAUUACCUGUUCAGAUCACCAUGCGGAUUUGUCUGUGGAUAAGGGCAAUCUACAGUGCCACAUUUGAACACAAGAGUGCGACUGAUGUUUAAUAUACAUAGGAUCUAGGACUAGGGCUGUCAACCGGUUUGUUUAUUAUUUCGGGUAAACUCACACCACGCUGUUCUGUGAGAGAGAGUAUGCUACAACUUGUAUAAGACGGAUUGGCAGCACGUAUAAUAGACAAACUGCUAUUUUUAAAGUUGGGCGUCUUUUGAUUCUUGCCGCGGCAGCCGCUCCGCUGUUUUAUUCUGGGGCAUGAUCCUUGUGUAAGAAGUAUCUGAAAUAAUCAGCGUCGUGGUAUCAGCCAAGCUACAGCAAAUAGGGAUUUGUGUAGAUUAUCGCAGGACUGCUAUUUUGUUCCCUGGGUUACACAGUGACUGACCCGCGAUUUCGGAUAGGUCGGUUUCAAUGCCCAAGCCCCCACCUCCGAAAGCGAGUAUAUUUAGUUAGUUAGGGGAGGUAUUAUUCUUUUUUUCAAGGAGUUUGUCUCCGAUGUAAACUAUUCAUUGCAAGGUAAAGAAGGAAACGAAAGUCUUAUUCUAGGAAAAGCUCAAUCUAUAGCAAUGAAUGAAGCGUGUCUGGAGCUUGUAUAUGAACAAAACAGGCGCGUCAAAGUAUGUAGGCCUAUUUUCCCGAGACUAAAACAACUUGUCUACAGUGUCGGUAAAUGGAUACACUAAAAAGGGACUAAAGGACUUUACAUCUCGAUAUCAUCCAUCAAUGGUUAGGUUUGACACAAUUAUUCCAGUUAUCUACUAGCCUACUUCAGUAAAACGAACGGAUUACGAGCACCGGUCCGGUAACUCUUCUAUUCUGCAGCCGGUAAGCGGAUGAUGUUUGAGCGAGGAUGCUGCGCUUCCCUGUGAAGAAAAUUCGGAAGCAGUUCAAACUCCUUCUACUGCUGGUUCUGCUCACUUUCGCCGUGUGGUUCACCUACCUACACAUCAACCAGGGCAAAGCUAUCAAACUCCACUUUAACUACGGGAAAGAUGGGGAGAGGCAGACUGAGGGGACAGAUGUCAGCCGCAAGAGAGAUGCUCGCUCUUCAGCCAGCCACCGCAAAACUGAGGACACCAGUGACAGUCAUGAGGACGAUGCAGGCGAGGAUGACCCGAAUGCUGAUGGAGCUGACGCCAGAGAGCACGCCCACAUUAGGACAUUUCUCAGCCAGCACCACAAGAAGUUGACCUGGAUACCUGAGUUCAAAGGGCAAGCCAACCUCCAUGUGUUUGAGGACUGGUGUGGCUCAUCUGUAGCCCAGCUCCGAAAGAACCUGCACUUUCCCUUGUAUCCUCACAUGAGAACUACAGUGAAGAAGCUAGCUGUGGCUCCAAAAUGGAAGAAUUAUGGUCUCCGAAUAUUUGGCUUUCUCCACCCCUAUAGAGAUGGUGAUUUCCAGUUUUCGGUGUCAUCAGAUGAUAACUCUGAGUUCUGGCUGAGCACUGACGAGAGCCCUCUCAAUGCCAGACUGCUGGUCUACGUUGGACAACUGGGGACUGAGUGGACUGCUCCUGGGGAGUUCAGCAAGUUCAGGUCCCAGUCUUCAAAGUCAGUGCACCUAAUUGCAUCCAGACAAUACUACUUUGAGAUCCUUCACAAGCAAGAUGACAAGGGGUCAGACCAUGUGGAAGUUGGGAAAACGGGGGAGGUGUGGUUCAUAAAGCAGGAUUUGAAAACACGAGAGAAACAAAAAAGAAAGUGGUGGCGUCCAUUCCUGCCAGGUCUGAAGUAUGAAGUUAUUGACUCUUCCUACAUCUCCCUCUACACAGAUGAGUCUACCCUGAAGAUGAACAGUGUUGAUCACAUCCCCCAAACACAAGCCAGUCACAGUAGACUCCCUCUAGCAGACAAACGUGGUCACUUCAGCACCGAGCAUGGAGCAGACAUGCUCAAACCGGACCCCCGAGACACUUUCUACAGCACCCCUUUGAUCGAGGCAUCUCGUCUGGAGAAUGUGCUGCCGGCUUGUCUUUACUCCCCAACCUACGUUGUCAAAGACUUCCCCAUCGCCAGAUACCAAGGCCUACAAUUUGUGUACCUUUCCUUUGUCUAUCCCAAUGACUUCACACGUCUGACACACAUGGAAAGAGAGAACAAGUGUUUCUACAGGGAGUCCCCUAUGUACCUGGAGAAAUUUGGUUUCUACAAAUACAUGAAGAUGGAUGAGGAAGAUGAUGAUAGACCCUUCUUCUUCCCUAACCCAGACGAUUUCCCAGAAGAUGAGGACGGCGUGGACCCAGAAGAUGAGGCAGAGAUUGUAGGCACCCAGUCACCAAAGAAGACCGCUAGGCCCAGCUCACCAGCAAAGAGGAUGUCCCACCCCAGCCUAUCGAGUCACACCACCAGGCCCUCCUCCCACCACUCAGGCCCCACUCUCAGAGAAAGAGAGGGGUAUGGGGAGGUGAGCAUGGUGAUCCAAAGGGAGAAGAGACACUUCCUCCAGCGCGAUGGACAGGCAGGCAUAGACAGAGAGUGGGACAAGGAUAAGCCGAUGAGAGUGAAAGGACAGACAUUUAGGAGAGGACUUCUAGAGAUGCAAGAGGCAUUGAGCGUGGAGUCGGCCGAGCUGCCCCCGCGGUUGGACAACAUGGUCCACGGUCGAUCCCUCACCUGGAUCCGGACAGGCCCCUCCAAGCUAGGGCCAGGGGGUGCGGGCAGAAAAGUCGGAGGUCGAGGAGGUGCUGUGGGGGAGACCCCUCCCAAACUUAGCAAGUCAUCCCUUCUCUUCCCCCAGAAGACCUCUCUCUCGGCCCUCGCCAGCCGUGCCAAGCAACUCCUCGGUAACUCCGCCCACUUCAACAACAACAUAGCCAAUCUCCAGGACAAUGAUGACCAUUACCGCAGUGACCAUGACAAGGGAAAAAAGGACGAGAACAAAAUCUACAUCACCAGGCCGCGGUCUGGAAAAGAUAGGGACCGGGAGAAGGAGCAGAGGAGGGCUGAGAGGGCAAGGGGCCCAUCAUCCCAUCAUCCCAGAGAGGUCUUCCCAGGGGUUUUUCUGUACCAAAGCGGAAAGACCACCAAGCUGGUCAACCUCCAGCACACUCAACUCAGGGGGGCGGAGUUGGGGGGAGCCAGGGGCAGGCGGCUAGUCAGUGCCCCACAACUCUGGCCCAGACUGACUCUGAGAGAUGGUAAAGCUCCACUAAUCGACACUCACUCCAAUGCUAGCAUUAGCAGACAGGGCACAGUUCAACGCGCUGCCAACAGGGCAACAGUAGAAAGGCUCCUGGACAGAGAGAAGAGGAGAGCAGGGGGAAGGGGAGGACAGGGGGAGAUCCAGGCACCUCCAGAGAGAGAAUCCCACGCUGCCCCAUUUCCACAUCAUCUUCAACCCCCUCCCCCAACUAUUCCCCCCAACUCUUCAGAGAACACCCUUCCUAUGGAGAAGAGGCUGGAAUCCAGUUUAGAAACCAGGGUUACGUCAUACCUUAAAACCUCAGAGAUCACAGAGUCCCAGCAACAACCCUCUGAUCCAGACCAAGAACCCUCAGAGCCCAACCCAGAUGUGAACCGUUCUAAUGCAGACCCAGAACCAGAGGAGGGUGGUGUUUCUGACUAUAGUUAUGAAGCUGAAGAGGCACGUCCUGGCUGGGCUGAGGAGAGCAUCAACUGGCAGAGGACAUUUUCGGUUAACCCCAUGGACUUUGAGCUGCUCCGCUCUGACUGGAAUGACCUCCGCUGCAAUGUGUCCGGAAACCUGCAGUUGGCCGAGAGUGAAGUGGUGGAUGUGCUGGCACAAUAUAUGGAGAAACUCAAUGAGCGCAAUGGAGGGAUCUACACCCUCCUGCGAAUCAUCAACGUGGAGAAGCGACGAGAUUCAGCACGGGGAAACCGCUACCUAGUUGAGCUGGAACUGAUGGAGCGUGGCCGGAACGUAGUGCGUCUCUCUGAGUACAUCUAUCUGCUUCUCCACCGCGGCCGGCUGGGCGAGGAUAGCCUGGAGAACACAGAGUUUGCACCCGCCUCAGCCCCUGCAGGUUCCCCCUCACCCGGUCGAACCCAAGCCACCCCCGCACCCCUUGCAUCGACCCGCGCCCCUUCCCAUCCCGGGGUCACACCGUGGGGCACGGCUUAUGCCAAACCCCUGCUGUGCCAGCCCGUGAUGCUGCAGUGGAGGAAGGAUGUUAUGGUGCAUUUUGUGGUUCCAGUAAAGAACCAAGCUCGCUGGGUGCAGCAGUUUAUCACCGAUAUGGGCGAACUGCACCGGCAAACCAAGGAUGACAACUUCAGCAUCAUUAUUGUGGACUUUGAGAGCACCGAUAUGGAUGUGGAGCAGGCUCUCAGAGACAGCGCUGUGCCUAGGUAUGAGUACUUGAGGAGAGAAGGGAACUUUGAGCGCUCGGCAGGACUACAGAUUGGUGUGGACACUAUCGAGACUGAGCCCAGUUCAACUGGCUAUUUCUAACUAAAGAAUGCAGAUAAAAAUGUCCCCAAACAGUGAUUGAAUCAGAGUAAUGUGACUUAUAGGAACACUUUUCAUGUCCAAAUGUUGAAAAAGGCAACUACAACAAAAAUGAAUUGUUAGGUUUUGGGCAAAUGAUAUAAUUGGGAAUAGGGUUAGAAUUAGGUUUAUGCAUUAUCAGUUAGGGUUAGGCAUUAAGGCUUGGUUAAUUUUAAGAAUAAAUGUUAGGUUAUUGAUGGUAGAGUUUGGUUGAGGUUUAUGUAUGUAUGUGUACCUGUCUGUCUGACCGUCUUUUUAUUUCUUUCAAAACAUGAUGUGUAUCCUUUACACAGGUAAGUAGGGUUGACCAUCAGCCGUUCUUUUCCUGAGCUGGGCAGUUAACUCUCAUUAUUCCACCUGUUCUCUCCUUUCACCUGUAAAAGUUUUGUGUCAGAAGUCAAGAUCACGUUUGAACUUGGUGUGCAAACUGACAAACAUCCUCUUUUCCUAUUUCUGCCUCUCUACUCUCACUCUCUCUCAUUCUCACUUUCUGUGCAACAGGGAUUUUGGCAGACAGCAAUCUAUCAUUGGAGUGUCAUGACUGUCACCCAUGCCUUCUCUCUCUCCCUCUUAAUCUCUCUCUCAAUGCAACAGGGAUUUGGGUAAACAGUUAUCUGUCAUUUGAGUGGCAGGUCUGUCGCAUGGGGAAAUCCAGGAUGUCAAUCACUGCUGAAUGGCUGGUGGUGUUUGGUGGCAAACCACUUCAUACACACAUAGACAGGCAGACAUGUUCUUCACCCACCCCCCUCUCUAUCUUGAUUUGUACGCUUUGGUGCAAGAAUAUUGAAAUUGCAAGACAACUGGAUGUUAAUAACUGGUUUUACUAUAUUAGCUAAACCCGGGGAUUCUAUUCAUGUCUCUGACUGCCGUGAACUUAUUGACCUCAUCUGAUGCGUGUUUUUUAAGCCAGUCAUAAUGUGAUAUGAUGAAAUUAGGGUGACCAAUAAGAAAUCUGUGUCUAAACACAUAUGAACAUUGCAACUGUUUGAGAAAAAAAAUGACAUGCUCUGUAAGCUAAUAAGGUAUGUACUGAAUAAUGUAUCACCAGGAUGCAACAAUGUUUUAGCUGAGGCGACAUCAAUGCAUUUCCGCUUAAACAGUUUGAUAAGACCUUACAGAUAUUAGGGCAGCAAUCUGCCUAGAACCUUUUACCAGCUCUAUGUUUGACGUCUACUCCUGACCAUGUGUGAUAUGAAGCAGAGUUUUUCUCUGUGUCAUUGAGUUAUUCCAUUGUUGCAGGUAGGUAUUUUGUAUAUUUUGUGUGUCACAUUCUUUUCCAGGGAAACCGUUCCUCACGACAGUGUUUGCGACGGUACACUGUUCCUUCUGCGAUGCAGACGUUGCUCAGCGUCAGCUCGCUGGAUGAUGAUUGCUGGCCUGGAUUCUGGCCUGGAUUCUGGGUCUCAUGCUCUCAGUGUUGGUAGUGGUCUUGCUGACCUGUUGAUGGUAUUUAAUUUCUUAUAGCUGAGUCUGGAUACAUUUCAAAUGCAGUUCCUUGUAACUGACAACCUCGGGCUGCAGCUGCUGUUGGGUGCAGCACAGAGAAGACUGUGGGAUACCAAAUAGCUCAGCUGGUGACAGGACGUUGUCAAACUGGAUUGUUGAGUUACACAAGGAGACUGAGGUACGGAUAUCUCUGCUUUUGCUUUGUCCAAGCAAGGACUUUACUUUGAGUGUAAUCGGGACUUGUGGGGUGACGUGUGUAAACUUGGGCAUUAGCGAAGGAUUCCCAUGACUCUUUCGAUUUAUAAAAUGGCCCAUUGUCAGAUAUUAAAGUCUGCGAUGCCGUGGCUGGCAAAGACUGCUUUCAGCUUGUGGAUCACAGUUGCUGAAGUGGUGCUGAGAGUUUUGCAGAGUUUGAAGUAUCUGCUGUGGUUUAGUUGCUUCAACCUACUCCAGCCUACCUGGGAUACAGUAGGAUAUCACUUCUUUGGUGUUUGAGUGGUGUCCCAUGCUCUUUGUAUGAACUUUUCAAUGCCCAACGAUCCAAUGUAGAUUCAUGUCACCUCUUCCCUGAGUUCAUGUUCUUCAUUGCUGAGUUUGUGGUUCUGGCGGUGUCCUAAGUAGUUAACUUAUUGGCGCCGACUGUGCUCUUCUGCAGGUUGAGCCGGACUUCUUUCUGUGAGUUUGGUAGUCUAGAUGCCUGCUCUAGCAUCCAUGACACUGAAGUAAUUUAAUGCUGCUAGCUUGUGUGUGAUCUCAUCUAGCAUUGGUAAGGGCUGGUGUGGGGUUUGAAGGCCUUGUUCAAAUAUCUGGGGUUGAUAUAAUCUGAACUUGCCUGUGCAGGGUUUCUCUACUAGUAUUAAGCCGUUGACUCAAUCUAUUGGCUCUUUAACAGGGCCAGGCACAGACAUUUCAGAGGGUAGGCAAAAAAUAGGGACAAAAGGUCCUUAAUGCCGGAUUGUUCCAUGUUCUCCAGCUCUUCCUUCAAACAGAGAUCAAGGGGAAUUAUUUUGGUGGGUAGACCCCAGGGGUUGCGUUUGGGUCAAGGUCUAAAGUGCAUCCUUGUGGGAAUAGUCUGAUCCCUGUAAGUACAUCAGCAAUCAUGAUAAAACUAACUUGCUGAGGUCCAUAUCUAGACAUGCUUUCCUACCUUAAUGCUUUAGUGUCAACAUUAUAAACUUCUAACAUCAGGUCACUGUGCUUGUAUUUGCAUUUGAGAGUACAUGUGCCCUUUACUGUGAGUUGUUCACCACCACAACCAGCCUGUUUGUGUUGGGCAGAAGUUUACAUUCAGAUGUCAAGCUGGGAUACUCACUCAGAGGGAUAACUUUCACUUGUGCACCAGAGUUCAGUUUAAUGGUAGCUCUGCUCUUUCUGUUCCUUUCACAAUGUCAGCAGAGGCUUUUUCUCUGAUGUCUGACUUUUGGAUCAAUGAACAGUUCAGCAUUAGCCUCUUUGAUUUUAGUGUUCUUCACUGUGCACUCCUUUCUCUGUUUGCCUUUAACUCUGUUUUCCAUGCAUGUUGUAUCCACAGUAUCUGAAUGUUUUGGGGCAUUUUGUGUCUCUGUGAAUCUGAUUUCUAGUUCUGCCUUUCUCCCUUCUAAAAUGCACUCUUUAAGCCCUGGCUGUGCUUUGAUGUCAGUCUGACUGCGUGAACUGCUAGCUCAUUAGAGGCUCUUGAGCUGCCAUUAAAAAAUUUUUUUAUCCAAGCCUGUGCUAGCUUGUGAGAUCUGACCAUGCCAAUUGCCUUGUUUAGUGUUAUCUCAGACCCAACAUUCAAAACUUUGUCUCUUACUUGUGGUGAGUGAAUUCCAAAAACCCAUCUUGGGCUAGUUUGCAUUAUCAGUCUUUCACAAGCAACAAACUGUUCAAAAUUGUUGCUAGCUUUUUCUACCUUGUAUAAAUCAUAUUGGUCUUUGGCACAGCAUAAGCUGUUACAGUCAACCUCGGUAAGCAUCCAUUUGUUGCAAAUGUCUCGUCCUUUUUUCUCCAAUCCGCAGGAGCACUUGACCUCACUUCCUCAUGAGAAUAAUUUGAAUGUAGGACAACAAGAUCUUAAUAACUGGCUUUACUUCAUUGGCUAAACCCAGGGAUGCCUAUACAUGUCUCUGACCCCGGUGAACUAACUGACCUCACAAUCUGCAUGAUUUAUUUAAACCAAUAAUUAUACAAUAUGAUGAAAUGAAUGUCAUUAAUGACAAUCCGUUAUGUAAAUACAUCAGAAUGUUAUACCACUUACCAACACACACACACUUCAGUAGAAUCAAUUGAAAUAUGAGUUUCUGGAGGUCUGCUUUUGCUUAGAAAGUGGAAGAAAUAGAAAGUGUUUUUGCUUAAGGAGCAGUUGGCUGAAGCCCUACAUGUGCACUGGUGGCUUAGGACCUUACACCGUGCGGUGUGUACUUUAGUUUUGAUUACAGCGUGCAGCUUGGCCGUUUGUUUACACAGGACAACCACAGUAUUGUGUUCCUGUGCGACCUUCACAUCCAUUUCCCCCUCAACAUCCUGGAGAGCAUCAGGAAGCACUGUGUGGAGGGACGUCUGGCCUUCGCUCCAAUCGUCAUG
Messenger RNA from Esox lucius (northern pike), 9129 nucleotides. RefSeq names its product beta-1,4-N-acetyl-galactosaminyl transferase 4a (gene b4galnt4a). Gene Ontology annotation, molecular function: acetylgalactosaminyltransferase activity. Bases 1525 to 5085 code for a protein of 1186 amino acids. The transcript has 21 exons. Lineage: Eukaryota; Metazoa; Chordata; Actinopteri; Esociformes; Esocidae. Gene Ontology annotation, cellular component: Golgi cisterna membrane. The record is from RefSeq and is a predicted model, not a curated record.